Halteromyces radiatus is the source of this 619-nucleotide messenger RNA. RefSeq lists its product as uncharacterized. The coding region runs from base 55 to 483 and encodes 142 amino acids. Lineage: Eukaryota; Fungi; Mucoromycota; Mucoromycetes; Mucorales; Cunninghamellaceae. The record is from RefSeq and is a predicted model, not a curated record. The transcript is spliced from 2 exons.
CUCAUACAUUUUUUUUUCCUUUUUCCUUUUUUUUUUCCUUCCCUUUUUUUUUCAAUGACUGUUCCUCAGACUGAACCUUUACUUCCUCGGCAUGCAUCUAUAACAGUCAUUGAUGACGAAUCACGUUCAGUUAUUUUACCACCAUUACCUCCUUCGAUAGUUCAUGAUGGCACACUCAUGUAUUACAUGGUAUGGACUUGGCGCUUAGUUAUUUUCUCAGCGACAGGUGGCACUAGUUUAAGACUAUGUAAUAUGAUCUUACAACAAGGAUUGGGUAUUACUGUGGCAAGGAUAGGAUGGAUAUUAUAUGGGCUUUUGGUUAGCAUCUUGGAACUAUUGUUUGUCUAUCCUUUCACUUUGUUUAUUAUUGGUACUAUCGGUUGUCAACGUCGAUUUUAUGGUCGUGUUAUCUAUAAAGGCUGGGGAACUUGGCUUUUACCCUGGUCCGUACAAAAAAGAUGGAUUCUGUCCAACUGGUUGUAAUCUCCCUCGCUCUCUCUCUCUCUCUCUUUGUACAUCUUAUAUUAUUCAUCGUUAGUUAUAGAUACUCUUUAAUACAUUCAUACCCCCCAACUCUUAUGUUAUCCAAUUAUACAAUAAACGCGCUUGUGUAAAUAUA